Molecule: messenger RNA, 9973 nt
Organism: Oreochromis niloticus (Nile tilapia)
Lineage: Eukaryota; Metazoa; Chordata; Actinopteri; Cichliformes; Cichlidae
Gene: atp2b3b
Product: ATPase plasma membrane Ca2+ transporting 3b
Biological process (GO): regulation of cytosolic calcium ion concentration; calcium ion transmembrane transport
Cellular component (GO): intracellular membrane-bounded organelle; plasma membrane
Molecular function (GO): PDZ domain binding; ATP hydrolysis activity; P-type calcium transporter activity
Source: RefSeq, a predicted model, not a curated record
CUGAGACUGAGCUCCUGUGCGCGCGAGCUCUGGUAGCAGCUCAACCUCCUCCUCAUCCUGCAAACAUGUCGCAUGAGCUUCUCCUCACACGUUUCUUUUCUUUCCUUUUUCUCCCACUGCCCUUCACAGUUCGCCGAAUUUGGUUAAAUUAGCCGCUUUCACAGCGGGGAAUAGCUAUCCUCGUCCAGGCACACGGACGCCCCCUCCCCACAACGGAGGUGUUUAAACUCUCAACCGGGCGCAUUCUCCCUCUUUCUCUCUCUCUCUCUCUCUCUCUCUCUCUCUCUCUCCAACCGCCGCAGAACUCUGCCGACCAACCGUCAGGUGACCGCGCUGAGCGGAAUAUUCACCCGCACGGCCGUCGACUUUCAUCCCUUCACUCCUUUGGACUCCAGGCAACCGGAGCUGCCGCAGCCCCAGUCCCCCCCUGUCUCCUCUCAUCCGGUUUGGGACAUUCUCCGCUCCACGCACACACAGAUUAACGGGGAUUCUGCCUCCCCACCCGCGCUGAUGCUGAUGUCCUUGAGCUCGGCCUGGACGGUCCUGAUGUAGCUACUUCUGAACUGGCUCCACAUCCUGUCUCUUAUUUAUCAGCCGCCUCUGCCUUGAUCGCCUCUCUCUCCAUCCAUUCAUCACUCCUUCAUCCCCAUCAGUAAGCCCAACAGCUGGUCCACUUAACCGUACCUGCAUCUGUCCAUGGACUGGCCGUGACUCUGGAGGGAGGGGGACAGAAACAAGGAAAGAGUGGAGUCGCAGAGGAGACGACGGAAAAGAAAGUUGGAUUCAUUCAGAUGUCACGCUUCUGAAGUGGCCCUGCUCGCUGUCCUUCAUCCCCCUCAUCCUCCUCUUCAGCCUUCUUCAGUUAUGGAGAUUUAAAGGAGCAGUGAGAGACUAAGCCAAGACAUUAAAGUGAAAAAAUACACAUUACCCUGAUAUCAAAUCAUUUUUGAAUAAAACAUUUAGUCAGAAACAGCAUUGUUGAGCACAUGAACAACCCUCCAGAAUCCAAACCAAAGGGGACCUGAGUAGACAACGGAGAGAAAGGAAAUCACACACACACAAAACCUUUUACUGACAUGUCAACAACAGCCACAAUGGGUGAAAUGGCAAACAGCGCUGUGGAGUUUUACCCCAAAGGGACACGAGGUGGGGGUGGAGGAGGAGGAAGGGCAGAUGGCAGCCAUGCAGGGGGAGACUUUGGGGUCACAGUGAAGGAGCUCAGGGAGCUGAUGGAGCUCCGAGGGGCUGAUGCCCUACAGAAGAUACAGGACAGCUAUGGAGACACAGAGGGGCUCUGUCGGCGACUACAGUCCAACACCACUGAUGGUCUCAGUGGGGAUCCGGCAGACCUGGAACGUCGGUGCCAAACCUUCGGCCAAAACUUCAUUCCGCCCAAAAAGGCCAAGACGUUCCUGGAACUUGUGUGGGAGGCCUUACAGGACGUCACACUUAUCAUUUUGGAGGCCGCUGCCAUCAUCUCCCUUGGCCUUUCCUUCUACCAGCCUCCUGGAAAAGAAACUGAAUCAUGCGGGAAUGUGUCGGCGGGUGCAGAGGAUGAAGGCGAGGCAGAUGCUGGCUGGAUUGAGGGCGCUGCCAUCCUGCUUUCUGUUGUGUGUGUUGUCUUGGUGACAGCGUUUAACGACUGGUCUAAAGAGAAGCAGUUCCGGGGUCUACAGAGUCGAAUUGAGCAAGAGCAGAAGUUCACUGUUGUGCGAAAAGGAAACGUCAUCCAGAUCCCUGUGGCUGACAUGGUGGUGGGGGACAUGGCUCAGGUCAAAUAUGGUGACCUACUGCCAGCUGAUGGUAUCUUGGUCCAAGGAAAUGAUCUGAAGAUAGAUGAGAGCUCUCUUACCGGAGAGUCUGACCAUGUACGCAAAUCUGUGGAUAAGGACCCCAUGCUUCUCUCAGGUACCCAUGUGAUGGAGGGCUCGGGGAGGAUGCUGGUGACAGCUGUUGGUGUGAACUCACAGACAGGCAUCAUCUUCACUCUCCUGGGAGCUGGAGAUGUGGAGGAAGAUGGGAAAGAGAAGAAAGAGGAGAGUACUGAGUUGCUCAUCACUACAGAUGCCAGUUACAGCACAGUCACCAAUGGAAAGCAACCUGAUGGUGCAGUGGAGAACAAUCAGAACAAAGCCAAAAAACAGGAUGGGGGAGUUGCCAUGGAGAUGCAACCUCUGAAGAGUGCAGAAGGAGGAGAGGUAGAGGACAGAGAGAAGAAGAAGACCAAUGUUCCAAAGAAAGAGAAGAGUGUGUUGCAGGGAAAGCUCACAAAGCUGGCUGUUCAGAUUGGCAAAGCAGGUUUGGUGAUGUCAGCCAUCACUGUCAUCAUUUUGGUGCUGUUCUUUGUCAUCAACACAUUUGUCGUUGAAGGUCACUCAUGGUUGCCGGAGUGUACUCCAGUCUACAUCCAGUACUUUGUCAAGUUCUUCAUCAUUGGAGUCACUGUGCUGGUUGUUGCUGUCCCAGAAGGCUUACCUCUCGCUGUCACAAUCUCUCUGGCUUACUCUGUCAAGAAAAUGAUGAAGGACAACAACCUCGUACGGCACCUUGAUGCAUGUGAGACCAUGGGUAAUGCUACGGCCAUCUGCUCUGACAAGACAGGCACCCUCACCACGAACCGCAUGACUGUAGUGCAGGCUUACAUCGGUGAUGUGCACCACCGUGUGAUCCCAGAACCUGGACAAAUCAACCCCCGGACACUGAAUCUGUUAGUCAAUGCCAUCGCAAUCAACAGUGCCUACACCUCCAAGAUCUUACCACCUGAUGUGGAAGGGGGUUUGGCAAAGCAGGUGGGCAACAAGACAGAGUGUGGCCUGCUGGGAUUUGUAUUAGACCUACAACAGGACUAUGCCCCCAUCAGAGAGCAGAUCCCUGAGGAGCGACUGUACAAGGUGUAUACAUUCAACUCAGUGCGUAAAUCCAUGAGCACGGUGAUCAAGCUGCCUGAUGGUUCCUUCCGGCUUUACAGCAAAGGAGCAUCUGAAAUCAUGUUAAAAAAGUGUUCCUACAUUCUCGAUGCCAAUGGAGAAUCCCGCAGUUUCCGCCCACGUGACAGAGAUGAGAUGGUAAAACAGGUGAUUGAGCCCAUGGCAUGUGAAGGAUUGAGGACCAUAUGCAUUGCAUACCGUGACCUUCCAUCCAAUCCGGAGCCAGAAUGGGACAACGAGGCAGAGAUAGUAACGGAGUUGACCUGCAUCACUGUAGUUGGGAUAGAGGAUCCUGUACGGCCUGAGGUGCCCGAGGCCAUCCGUAAGUGUCAGCGUGCAGGCAUUACAGUGCGGAUGGUGACUGGUGAUAACAUUAACACAGCCAGGGCCAUUGCUGCUAAAUGUGGCAUCAUCCACCCCGGAGAUGACUUUAUCUGUCUAGAGGGCAAAGACUUUAACCGACGAAUCAGGAACGAGAAAGGAGAGAUUGAACAGGAGCGUAUAGAUAAAAUCUGGCCCAAACUGCGCGUGCUGGCUCGGUCCUCACCAACUGAUAAACACACUUUGGUUAAAGGCAUCAUUGAUAGCAGCAUUGCAGAACAGAGGCAGGUUGUCGCAGUAACAGGAGACGGAACUAAUGACGGACCAGCUUUGAAGAAGGCUGAUGUGGGCUUUGCCAUGGGUAUCGCAGGGACAGACGUGGCUAAAGAGGCAUCUGACAUUAUCCUGACUGAUGACAACUUCAGCAGCAUUGUCAAGGCGGUGAUGUGGGGAAGAAACGUCUACGAUAGCAUCUCCAAGUUUCUGCAGUUCCAGCUCACCGUCAACGUAGUGGCUGUCAUUGUGGCGUUCACCGGGGCCUGUAUCACCCAGGACUCUCCCCUGAAGGCGGUGCAGAUGCUGUGGGUGAAUCUGAUCAUGGACACGUUUGCUUCUCUGGCCCUUGCUACCGAGCCCCCCACUGAGGCCCUGUUGCUACGAAAGCCUUAUGGCCGGAACAACCCGCUCAUUUCACUGACCAUGAUGAAGAACAUCCUGGGCCAUGGAGUGUACCAGCUGGUCAUCAUCUUUACCCUGUUGUUCAUAGGCGAACGAAUGUUCAACAUUGACAGUGGUCGUAAUGCUCCGCUUCACUCCCCACCCUCUGAGCACUACACCAUUAUCUUCAACACCUUUGUCCUCAUGCAGCUUUUCAACGAGAUCAAUGCUCGCAAAAUCCACGGAGAGAGAAAUGUUUUUGAUGGCAUUUUUUCUAACCCAAUCUUCUGCUCCAUUGUUCUGGGAACUUUUGCUGUGCAGAUUGUGAUUGUGCAGUUUGGAGGGAAACCCUUCAGCUGUGCUCCUCUCAACAUCGAGCAGUGGCUUUGGUGUCUGUUUGUGGGAGUUGGAGAGCUGCUCUGGGGGCAGGUGAUCGCUACAGUUCCUGCAGAGCGACUGCCGUGUUUGAAGGAGGCGGGGCUGGGACUAGAACCAGGGGAGGAGGAAGGGGAGGAGCUGGCAGAGGAUGAGGAGGAGAUCGACUGUGCAGAAAGAGAGUUGCGCCGUGGACAGAUCCUCUGGUUCAGAGGCCUCAACCGUAUCCAGACCCAGAUGCGAGUGGUGAAAGCAUUCCGUAGUUCACUGUACGAGGGCCGGGAGAAACCGGAAUCCCGCAACUCCAUCCACAACUUCAUGGUCCACCCAGAGUUCCUCAUCAAUGACCUCAUCCACAACAUCCCGCUGAUCGACGACACCGAUGUGGAUGACGAAUCAGAACUCAGCAGAUACCAGCACCUGCACCCAGCCCUCCGCAAGCCACCCCCACCUCCCACCCAGCCCCAACCCCCGGCUCGCACCCGUCCCACCCGUCCCUACCGCCAGUACAGCCUCCCGGUGACCCCAUGCAACCGAAACAACAACAACAACAGCAGCAGCAGCAGCAUUGAUUCAAUGGUCGCCUACAGCAACCGAAACAGCACCAACGCAAUCAUCACCUAUAACCGAAGCCCCCGUCAUCACCACCACCACCGCCACCAUAAUCGUCAUGGCAGGGACAGGCCGGUGAAACCCUCCACCCCCUACCCGGCCCAUCUCUACUGUGUGGAGACCUCCUUAUAACUGAGCUGAACUUGGGUUUGGGAGGCGGAUGGAAAGAGGGGGGAUGAAGUUAGGGUGAGAACGAGAGAGGGCAGAGGACACACACAUGACAUUUUCAUCUAAUCGCCCUUUCAACAAGCUCACAAGAGGGAGCGAGGGACAAGGAGGGAGUGGACAAUGGCCGGAGACUUCUGCUUACAACUCCCUGAGAACAUGUUGCCACUUUCCCUCCCUUUGCCCUUACUCCAGCCCUCUCAGUCUGACUCCCUACCUUCACCCCAGUCCCUCCCCUCCUACACCCACAAAACCAUCCAACUCAGUCUGUCAUCCCCUCCUCGUGGAACGCCACUCACCCUGCCCAGCUGCACACCGACCUCAUGCACACUCUUGUCACACACACCUGCAGGUGUGCUUUGGCAGGGUCUGAGUGGGGGUGGGGGGUGGGGCGGUGGGGGUUGGGGUGACAGACCUCCAGAAGAAAACCACACAUCCCUUAAUGCUUCAGCAGAACAAGGCCAUGCGUCUAUGGGGGCUGACUCACUCCGUUUUUAUUAGUGUUCAUCAUUAAUGUGGUUGUCACCCACUUUCCACCACCAUUUAUCUGGGUAGAUUCUGCAGCCGCUUCAAAGUCACUACUUUGCUUGUAAUAUAAGUAAAACGCUUUGUUAAAGCUUUAACAGUCAUUUCCAUUUCCCACUCAUUUAUUUUCCAACAUAAUGGUGCUCAUUUAUUUCGUUCUUAUAUAUCAUUUUAUUUCUUCUCAGAAACUUUUAGAUUUCUUUUUCUUUCAUCCCUCUUUCUCGUUCAUUGUGUGUACGUGUAUUGUCUUGUCUCUUCUGAAAAAAUUCACAAAAGCAUAACAAAACAGGUUGCUGUUCAUUUAAAUACAAUGGCUGCGACAAUGUCUAAAAGAUCAGGGCAUUUAUAUCUAUGCAUCUGUCUAUAGAUACAUAGAUGUAAAUGUUUGGGAAGCAACAACACAGAACUCAUUCAUCACUUCACUUUCUCUUUGAAUGCUGCCCCAUUAGUCCACAUGACCUGUUAUCUGGAAUAUUGCUCUGAGAUGAACAGUGUAUGAGAUGUCAUGUUAAUUUGGAUAUAUACAUGUCUACGUACUGUGUAAACUUCAUUUCCAGCCUCCUGCCAUAUCCCCAGUAUGCAUGGGGAAUAUCUGCACCUGUCACCUUGGGCAACCCCCAUGGCUGACAUCCUCUUCCAGUCCCUUCAUUUCUGUUCCGUGUCCCAUCGUCUUCUCUCUUGCUGUUCCUCCUUUGCUCAUUUUGUUGCAUUACGUCCAUGAGUUUGUCGGUGCAUGUGUGUGUGUGUGUCAGCUUUUUUCUUUUUGGAAAAAAAGCUGAAUGCUUGGGAAGCAUUAACCCUUUAAAUGCCAUCAAACACGCAAUGCACAGGCGAAGGCCCUUUAAGACUUAACGUGCACUCGGUUGGAAGCCCCUCCUGCUCAUAUUGACAUCAGGUCGUCUCUGUUACGUAACCAGUGCCCUCUGCACAGACAAAAGGAUUAUGCCAUUUUAACCUGCUCAGUGUCUCAACCACUUGCCCACGACUAAUGUCAGUGUUCACUUUUAGUUAUCAGGAACAACCAAGAAGAGCGUAUUGUAAACGUUAUUAUGUCCUUGCGCAUUCUCCUUCAUUACUAUGUACAGAUCAUUGAUUGGGAUACCUUUAAGGAUAUAAGGCUAGGUGUUUUAGCUAGUUAGCUCCGUUUAGCAUAAAGAGUUAGCCUAACUUAUUCAGAAACACCUGUAAAGCACUCCAUGACAUCUCCCUUUUAAAUUUUUGAGUUAUGCAAUUUUAUUGCUUUUGUUUUGUUCUAGGGAAACAAGCAAAAUCUUAGUUAAAGUCUGACAGCUAUUCAUCACAAUAUCUAUGAAAACAUAGUCAGGGCAAAAUAUGACACACAGAUAAGGAUCUGUAAAUGCCAUCCUAAAUGCAGAUAUAACAAUAGCAGUGAGUGAAGGCUGAUAGCGUUUGAUACAGACGUUAGGCCUAUACAUUGAUGGUUCUGUAACUUUUAAAAAACACAGGACACGUGCAGGUCAAAAUCUCUUCUCUCUUGGCUGUCAAGAGACAUCAGACUGCUACAAAGAAAGAGCAGCAUUGCGGUGACAGUGGACUGUGCUGCAGGAGGAUGUUUUAGACAGCAAACAAGAGGCACCGCUGCUCCUACACCACAAAGCGCCCAGUCCCAUAAUGGUCUCAUAGUUGUUGACACAUUAUUUCCAUUUAUUUCCACUUUAUGCUGUUUAUGUAGGCCCAAGUCUCAUUUAUUAAAUUAUUUUAAAAUUAAAACAGGAUGCAAUAAAGACUUCAGGGCUUAAAACAUCCCCAGCCAGACUCUGGACAGCAGGCCCAUGAAACAGGUAGUAAGUUUUCUUUGUGACACUAAUCUAGAUCUCUUACAGUUUUUACAACAGAGCUUUCUGAAGGUUUGCUGUUGUGUUGCCUCAUCACAUAAAAGGUGAAAGGGCAUGGAAUUUAAACUUACCGCAUUUCAUUCACUUUUCAACACACAUCCAGGAAAUAAGGCCAAAGCCUCUGGUAACAAACACAAGUAUCAACCAAGUCCUUUCCAGUUCAUAGCCCUUAAAAACAUAGCCAGCAACUACAUUACUGUACAUCUGUUCACUCUUCAAUAUGUCAUGACAUGGUGUGAUCCAGUGCAGAAGGAGAUAUAAUGACUCAACUCUGCUAAUCGUCAUAGAAAACUCAAUUUCAGUGUCAAAAAAUAGAACAGCUCACUAGUGCUUAAAAAAACAAUUAACCACAAUUACCCAUAUAAAAAACCAUCUGGUUAGACAUUGCAUACAGUGAAGUAAAUGUAGGCUUGCUAAACUGGCAACCAAUCAUCAAAAUUUUGAGAAUCCCUAAGAGAAAUGGUUAGCAGCAAUUAUAAAGCUCACAGGUUAGAUGUUAACUGUUUCCAGUCUUUAUGUCAAGCUAAGCUAAACUAAGCUAACUUCCUGCUGCACCCAUGCCUUUAUCUAACUCCCCACAAGAAACCCAGUCAGCCACUUUGCCACUGACAUUAUGUCUAAGCUGCCAACCUAAAAGGCCAUAACACACUACAUGAGCACACAGCCCGCCGAAAACAACAAAAGAAGAGAAAAAAAAUCAGAUAUCCACCAUAGUGACGACACCCAUGACAUCACCUCCACCUUGACAUUCCAUGGAACAUACAUUCCAAACAUCACAUUCCAGAGCGGCUGUGAGAGUGCCCUCCUGUAUCCCAUAUUGUACUAGGUGUGGGUGGACCGCUGACUUCAUGUUGCCUCAGAGUGUGACACCUCAAAGCAAUGCAAACCCCUGCUACCUCCCCUCUCUCCUUCCCUUCCUCUGCCCCUGCACCUCCCUCGCGGCUGACUUGUCCCACCGCCAGACUAAGGCAAGGGCAGAUGAUAUGCAAAAGACUGCCAUGUUGACAAACGCACCCAGCCGUAGGAUUAAAACCACAGUGAGAACGCAUCUGUCCUGCUAGUUCUGUUUCAGGAAGCGCGCAGGGCUUUCUGGGAACACCCUUACCUGUACAGAACUCUUGUCUUCUGAAUGCUCAUCAUCAUCGUCACCACCUUAAACCGACCCGAGCUGGGUGGGGCAGGCGGUGACACUGUAUUGGUCUGUCUGUUUUGAAGCAUGCAUUUGGUAUCAUUAAUGUCACUCUUUAUGUGUUGGUAAGUCAUUUAGGUUACUGAUCUCUCCACAUCUGCUCUCUUCCUCUCUCUCACUCUCUUUCUGUCUCUCACACAAACAGACACACACGCACGCAUGCGCACAUCCUGUUCAAGUCUCCUCUAUUUCAGUACAGCUACAUCAGUGCUUUUUUCUGUAUGUAUGAAAACACGCACACACACACACACACACACACACACACACACACACACACACACACACCAGACUACAGGGUGAUAAUCUCCAGUGGUGUAAAUUUGAUUGUCCAGCCAUCUCUAUCCAUCUGUCCAGCCAUGUUACAUCAUGAUGUUGUGAGCCAGAUUCACAAAAGACAAAACAAUGUGAAGAAAAAUAUAUUUAUCAGAAUUAUUUAUCAAAAUUAUAAAUUGUACAACUGCACCACAAUUGUACAGAUCGCCCAAAUGUGCACAUGUGCAUCUUUGAUUUACAGGUACUAUGUUCCUGUUACACUUUUUUUUAAAUGUUUCUUUCUUUUAUUCCAAUUGCUUUUUGUAAAGAGAGGAACAACAAAACGGAAGCGCUUGUAUUAUAUUGUUAUUAUUAUGAUUAUUACUCUUGAUUUUCUCCACCGGUGCUCCCACUGAUGGAAAGACAGUUGCACAUUCUCCUGAGCAUAUUCUGAGGGCUGUGUUUUCUGUCCAGUGAACAGCCCCUGAAGUGUGCAGAGGUGCAGAGAUGCUUACAGUCUCUUAAGACCAGAGACACCACUCUGUAAAUAGAGAACAGGAGAUACAAAUGUACCUCAUUAUAGUCUGAAGGACUGGACAAAGUGGGGACCCAGAGAGGAUGGAGAAUCAGAAGGCGAUGCAGAGCUAGAGACUGCAGAAGUGCAGUGCUUCCAUGUGCUGUUUAGGCUGCUCUUUUAGAUCUGCCACCAGUAUUUACUGCCAUGUUACCACAGGAACGAAUGAAGGCUUUUACAUUAUUCAUUAUACAUACUACUGUAAAUAUUAUGUGUGGAAUGGUCCCCCUUCUUGCACAAAGCAGUCCUGUUCUGCAGACAGAAAAUGCAGCCUUAACUGUGCUGAAAUUAAAAAAGACCAAAAAAAAAACAUGAAGACUAUUGAAUAUAUUAAAGAGUUACCUGCCUGUUAUUUAAGCGAAUAAAUAUCUAUAUAUGAGAAAGAACACACCUGUAUACUGUAGACUAAGUCUGUAUGGAAAUCUAAGAGAAUUUAAUGGAAAUUAAGUCCAACACCUUUUGUCUGUAUGAAAGAAAAAAAUACAUCAAAGUAUUCUACAAUAAUAACUUUGACAAAGUU